AAUAAUUUUCAUACUACACACAUCAGAAAAAAAUUUUAUUUUCUUUACACGGGUCAUGGAUACGUGGAACUUUCUCAAGAGAAACAAAACUAAUUAACAAUCCCCCAAAUUAAAUAUAAAAACAUCUAAUAACUUUGAAAAAAAUGGCCCCAACACGACGACCCAGCGAUGGACUAUUAGCUCGAGUUAAUUUUCCUCUUUAUGCUGUUGAAAUGCUAACAAGUCGUCAUGUUUUGGUCGCCGGCGGAGGUGGAUCAAGUAAAACUGGUGUAGCCAAUGGAUUUGAAAUCUAUGAAAUCUAUCACAAUGGUCAACAUUUUGUGGCUGAAGAAAUUGUUCGCCACGAAACUGGUGCUAAUGUCGUGAUGAAUUUCGCUGUCAAGAACACCGAACGAAGGUCAUACUUGUUAGCUGGCCAAGAGUCUCAUUGCCAAAUGUAUUUUGUCAAUCCACGUAUUGUUAUUGACGGCGAACAGCCAGCCGAAGGCAAAAAGAAAUCACCUCCACCCGUCGAGAGGCCAAAUGAGAAUGGUGUUCGUCGAAGAGGUGGACAACAACCGUCGGGGGUGGAGGAUUUGCCAAAUGGACAACGACGAACAUCGUCGUUGGAAGAUGACGAUAUGAAAGCGUUUAAAAAACGCAUCCGUUUCGAUAUAAAAGCAUCGGAUUCAAUUCAAACGGACUUCCUAACUCAGGAGCCAUUGCAACGAGUUGUGCGUAUUGCUCCGAAUGGAGGAUCAAUGGCAACAGGCGGUACAGAUGGUUACCUUAGAGUUUGGUCAUUCCCACAAAUGGUCAAACGAAGUGACAUACAAGCUCAUACAAAAGAGAUUGACGACAUAGACUUUAGUCCCGAUAGCAAAUUCAUUGUGACAAUCUCCAAGGACGGCCAAGGCAACGUCUGGGACACAUCCACUAGCAAGUUGCAUCACAAACUUUCCUGGGACACACCCGAGGGAGCCAAGUAUCUCUACAAGCGAUGUCGCUAUGGCACCAUCGAAGCAAGUCGCGACAAUUAUCGCCUCUUUACCAUCACAAAUCCAUUAGGCAAAGUUGGCAAACAACGUGGCUAUUUGCAGCAAUGGAAUUGUGAUGAUGGCCAUUUGAAAAUGGCCGUCGGCAUUGAUGAGAGUCUGGCAUCGCUGGCGGUACGCGAUGAUGGACGAUUUGUAGCUGUUGGUACAAUGUUCUCGGGAAGUGUUUCGAUUUAUAUUGCAUUUAGUCUACAGCGUGUCCUUCACAUUCCUAAUGCCCAUUCAAUGUUCGUUACUGGUUUAGAGUUUCUACCGAUUACAAAUCAACAAGGACCACCAAUCUCAAGCGACACUGAAGCAGCUGUUCUAUCAAUAUCGGUUGACAAUAAAGUUUGCAUACAUAGCUUGCAAUAUAGACAUACGGUUCCCUAUUGGGUAGCUAUAAUUGGAAUAAUUUUCGUAAUUAUUUGUUCGUUUUUGUUGUGCUCGUAUAUAGGACUUUAAAUUAUAAAAAAAAAAUAGAAACAACAACAAAAACCAA
Episyrphus balteatus (marmalade hoverfly) is the source of this 1515-nucleotide messenger RNA. RefSeq names its product prolactin regulatory element-binding protein. Gene Ontology annotation, molecular function: protein binding; guanyl-nucleotide exchange factor activity; GTPase activator activity. Gene Ontology annotation, biological process: protein secretion. The transcript has 5 exons. NCBI's taxonomy places the organism in Eukaryota, Metazoa, Arthropoda, Insecta, Diptera, Syrphidae. The coding region runs from base 144 to 1478 and encodes 444 amino acids. Gene Ontology annotation, cellular component: endoplasmic reticulum membrane. The record is from RefSeq and is a predicted model, not a curated record.